This is a messenger RNA of Triticum turgidum subsp. durum (durum wheat), 1764 nucleotides long. The record is from the annotation of a GenBank genome assembly. NCBI's taxonomy places the organism in Eukaryota, Viridiplantae, Streptophyta, Magnoliopsida, Poales, Poaceae.
AUGGCGCCCUCAUCAUCACCGCUGCCGGGCCGUCUCGUCAUACUCUACGCAUCGCAAACCGGCAACGCCAUAGACGCUGCUGAACGUGUAGGCCGAGAGGCUGAGCAUGGGGGCUGCCCAGCUGUCGAGGUUCUCUCCACGGAUAGCUUUAAUCCCAGUUGUUUGCCUGACGAAAGGUUUAUGAUCUUCAUUGUGUCUACCAUGGGGCAGGGAGAUCCCCCAGAUUCCAUGAAGAAUUUUUGGAAAUACCUUCUCAGAAAUCAUCUGGGUGCGCGAUGGCUGAAAGGAUUGCAUUAUGCCGUGUUUGGGCUCGGCGACAAAAGCUAUAGGGAGUACAAUUUUCCUGCAAUCAAGCUCGAUCAAAGGCUUUUUGAUCUUGGUGCCAAACGAAUCACAGAGAGAGGCUUGGGAGAUGAUCAACAUUCUUUGGGAUACGAAGGAGAACUAGAUCCAUGGUUGUUAUCUUUGUGGACAUCCCUGAAUCGAACAAAUCCAUCACUGCUACCAAGAGUAUCUGACGCCAGUCAUCGUAAAUUAAAUAUUUUGGGGGAUGCAAAGGUAGAAGUCAUCUAUUACUCGGCUCCGCAAGCUACCGACAUUUCAGACUCCAAGAUAUUAAUUGAGAAAGCACGCUCAAUGUCCCCUGCUCUAAAGUGCCAUAAUAGCAGAGAGCCACAACACAUGUUACAAAUGGUAACAAAUCAGCGUUUGACUAAGGGAGACACUGACAGAGAUGUCCGCCACUUUGAAUUGGAAGAUCGGCGUUCUGUUCGAACAAAGGGUGGGGACAACGUUCCUAAAGAUCCCAUCAAGCUAAAGACCUUUGUUGCUUUGACAAUGGAUGUCACAUCAGCUUCCCCUCGGCGAUAUUUCUUUGAGGUCAUGAGCUAUUUUGCAACAGAUGAACGUGAAAAAGCAAAACUUCAGGAUUAUACUACUCCUGAAGGAAGGGGCGACCUUUACCGGUACAAUCAAAAGGAGAACCGGACUGUUCUAGAAGUAUUGGUGGAUUUCCCCUCGGUGCAAAUGCCUUUUGAAUGGCUGGUGCAACUGACGCCUCCGUUGAAGAAAAGAGCCUUUUCCAUUUCGUCGUCCCCCUUGGUCCACCCAAAUCAGAUACACUUGACGGUCAGUGUAGUAUCAUGGCUUACUCCUUGGAAGAGGGUGCGGCAUGGUCUCUGCUCCACAUGGCUAGCGGGGCUCAGUCCAAAUGAAGGCGAUCAACUUAUACCAUGUUGGAUACGCCGAGGAUCGCUGCCCCGCCCACGGCCAUCGGUUCCUCUCCUACUCAUCGGACCGGGAACAGGGUGCGCGCCGUUCCGCGCAUUCGUGGAGGAAAGGGCCGCACAGAGCGCGGCGGAUCCAACUACUGCUCCUGUUAUGUUCUUCUUCGGCUGUAGAAACCAAGACAGCGAUUUCCUGUACAAGGACUUCUGGCUGAAACACGCGCAGGGGCAAGGAGGGGUGCUGUCCCACGAAAAGGGCGGCGGUUUCUUCGCCGCCUUCUCUCGGGAUCAGCCUCGGAAAGUGUACGUGCAGGACAAGAUAAAGGAGCAGGGGGCGAGAGUGCUGGACAUGCUGUGCUCCGAGUCGUCCAAGGCUGCGAUAUACGUCGCCGGGUCUUCAACCGGAAUGCCCGCCGAUGUUACGGCGGCGUUGGAGGAAGUUCUGUGUCAAGAGGGCGGUGUUCCGCGGGAGGAUGCUUCGGGGUGGCUGAAGGAUCUCAAGAGGGCUGGUAGGUUUGUCGUUGAGACCUGGUCGUGA